AUGGACGUUGACGCUGAUAGCUCCUCACUUCCUUGGUCACCCACCGACGCUUUAAUGGCCGUCCGAGUGCGGGCACAUCGGCACCAGCAUAUCCGCCCAGUGCAUAUUGAGGCCGCUCCCCCGGGUCACUACGGUCGAAGCCCUGCGUUGCAUCCACGAAGGUCUGCGUCGCCGUCACCGCCAUCUGCAAGCGGUUCAGAUACCGAGUCUGACCAUGGCCACCGCGCUACGGACCUGGAUCCCGUAGUCAUCGUCGACGACUGCACAAAAAUGGACUGUGCGGACUGUCUCUGCUCGACACUUGUGGAACGUCUCGACGCCGUGUCGGCACAUGCGAGGCGAUUGGCCACCCGCCUCUCUGCGGCCGAGACGAGUGCACAAGGGUUCCGUGCUCAGAGCGACCGGCUGCACAUGCUUCUCCUCACGAACCAGCAGCGUCUGUUCUCAGAACGCAGUCACCACGAUUCCAUGGCUGCCCUGUGGGGGGAGCGUAUCCAGAGUCUCGAGCAGGAGAACAACAAACUCCGCCGCGCCGUCAAGGAUGCUUCGCCGCCGACAGCCGAGGGCACGGACCAGUUGCCCUCGAUCCCCAACAGCUCGCAUACCACACGCACGACCAGCUAG
Messenger RNA from Apiotrichum porosum, 624 nucleotides. RefSeq lists its product as uncharacterized. The record is from RefSeq and is a predicted model, not a curated record. The transcript has a single exon. Lineage: Eukaryota; Fungi; Basidiomycota; Tremellomycetes; Trichosporonales; Trichosporonaceae. The coding region runs from base 1 to 624 and encodes 207 amino acids.